CUGUUCUACUUUUUGGCUGUUCAACAACUAACAUAAUUUGGCGUGUAACAAUUCUAUUACAGUCCAUGUGUUUAAUAUGUAUGAACUUUUACCAGUGAUUUUGUCAACAGCUUUCCUGGCACCCGACAGUUCUCGGCUCAGCACGUAACCCAUAGUAUACUGUCUCGGGCUGUCUGUGUGCACUGACUGACGAGUGGGAUUGCCCACAGCCAGAGAUUGCGAGACUCGCCGGGAAGGAGAGGGGCGGGAUUUCAACUUUGCAACGCGAUUGGAAAAUAAACUUCACUGGAGGGGCAGAGAGAGGAGAGACCAAGCCACGGAUGUGUGAGGUGUCCCGCACUCUCCGCGUGUUUAGGGAGUGAUUUGGACGUUACUAUUUUAGAAAGCCACCUCCGCCUGUAAGGAUUGCCAAGCUUGUAUUUUUUUUAAUCCAGUCAAAGCUUUCGUCUUCCUCUCCCAUAAGCGACGCUGUCCUUAUUGUUUCUCUCAAAACAAAGACUGUCGGCUGCACGUGUAGGGCUUUUUCUCCAGUUUGUCCUAAAUUGAUAUUUGAAGUCGUUCGGCGGGUGUGAACCGAUCCCUCCGAGGCGAAUGAAAACAUCCGUUCUGACAGUUGGACUGCUGGUAAUCGCUUCUUCGAAGUGCAUGGAGGAGGGAAUGUAGUUAACUUUUCCUUCACCACCUGGCAUACUGCUCCAACUUAAACUGGACGCUUGAGAUGCUUUCCUCCAGGUGAUUGCCCCCCCUCCUCCCUUCCUGAAGUCGAGAUCCCCUUGACAAGUCGGGAACAAAGGAGUCGUCUCUGAGAGGCAUUCGGCCCGGUGAGGACGACUAGCCGCCCUGUGCUGGUGAACAGGAAGAGGUCAAAGGGAAGGCAGAUCAGUGUCCAAGGGUCGUUACCAUGGACGCGGUGGAGACCAUCUCGACGAUGGAGUCCAAAGCGGAGCGAAUCGCCCGCUACAAGGCGGAGCGGCGGCGUGAGCUGGCAGAGCGUUACGCCAACAUGGAGGAGCUCAGCAGCAAAUACUCACGCCCGGAACGACAGAGGGAGAAGGCGCCAGACACAGUAGGGGACACUGGGAACAGAGGGAACUCUGGGACAGAUGACCCUUCAGGGGGUCGGAGUUCACCCGUAUCCCGAGGUGGCCUAAGAGGAAGGAGGGGGGAGAAGGAGAGUGACCCGGAGGCCGAGGCCGAGGACGACGCCCAGACCGCCCCCAAAACCACACCUGCGCCCGGGGAAGAUGGAGACAGUGCACUGGGGUACACCCCACGUCGGGAGCGGUUGGAAGUGGAGGAAGCCCGGAAGCCAAAGGCUGACCAAAAAACAGACAACCUUGCCAAGACAAGCAUCGCUGCCAAGAUGUCUCUGUUUAAAGAGCUGGAGAAGACGUCCGUCCACGACGUUUCCACGGGCGACGGCACCAAGAAGGGUGGGAAUCACUCUGGAAAUGUGAGAGGGCAUGACUCUCAGCCAAUCAGAAGCCAGGAAUUGCAAGCGACGUCCAGUCCUUCUCAGGGUUCAUUAAAUGAGGAUGAGGAGCAGAGUGAAGACAAACUGAGGAAGGAUGCAAGGAGCCGAACUGGCCAAUCAGAACCAGAGGAUGACACAAAGAAGGAAAAGAAAGGCCACCUCUCCCGACCAAUCGGCAGCAAGGAUGAGGAGGAAGAGGAGAAGGGCUCGCGCUGGGACUCCAAGUCCAGCGAGAGGCUCCGCCGCCUGGGCAGCAGCGAGGAGACAGCUGAACCCCGGUCCUCCUCCACCUCCUCCUCCUCCGCCUCCUCCUCCACCACCGGCUCCACAGAAGGGGAGCCCCGGUCGUCGGCCGUGCCCAGCCUGCAGAGGCAGGACUCCGGGCAGCGGAGCAUCAAGGGCAUCCUGAAGAAGAGCCGCUCCACCAGCGUGGACACCGACCCCGGCGGGGUCACGGAGGAGCGCAACGGCACCCACGAAACCUCCUCAAAGGAGGAAGCCAGAGAGGAGGAGGAGGAGGAGGAGGAGGACGACGACAACGUCUAUGAGGAGGUGAAGGAGGAGGAGAAAAAGAACGGAGUGAAAGAGGAAGGCGGGAGGAGAGAGGUGGAUGAGAUGGACCCAAGGGAUGAGAGGAGAAGAGAGGGGGAGCAAGAGGAGAGGAAGAGAGGCGUGCGACGUGAGUCAAGCACAGCAGAAGAGGAACAGCAGGCAGAGGAGGAGGACGAGGAGGAGGAGGAGGAGGAGAGAGAUGAGGGGAAGAGAGGAGUGCAGAUAGGGGAAGAAGAGGAGGAAGAUGAUGAUGAAGAAGAAGAGGAGGAGGUACAUAGGGAGGCGAGGAGGAGAGGAGUGCAGAGAGAGAGAAGCAGCUCCAGUGAUGUGCCGAUGAGUCCGUCUCCCUCUGCGUCUCUGGAGAAGACCUCGUCCUUGUCCCUGUCUGAGGAGGGGGACGAGCAGGACAGCCUGGACGGGAGCAUGAGCUCUUCACUCAAGGAGCGGUAAGAGUGUGUCUGAGAGUUUGUGUGUGUGUGUGUGUGUG
Molecule: messenger RNA, 2513 nt
Organism: Clupea harengus (Atlantic herring)
Lineage: Eukaryota; Metazoa; Chordata; Actinopteri; Clupeiformes; Clupeidae
Gene: svild
Product: cilia- and flagella-associated protein 251-like
Exons: 8
Coding region: 902-2476 (524 amino acids)
Biological process (GO): cytoskeleton organization; barbed-end actin filament capping; actin polymerization or depolymerization
Cellular component (GO): actin cytoskeleton; cytoplasm
Molecular function (GO): actin filament binding; phosphatidylinositol-4,5-bisphosphate binding
Source: RefSeq, a predicted model, not a curated record